Messenger RNA from Pleurotus ostreatus (oyster mushroom), 1629 nucleotides. RefSeq lists its product as uncharacterized. Gene Ontology annotation, molecular function: protein binding. Bases 1 to 1629 code for a protein of 542 amino acids. The transcript is spliced from 5 exons. The record is from RefSeq and is a predicted model, not a curated record. Lineage: Eukaryota; Fungi; Basidiomycota; Agaricomycetes; Agaricales; Pleurotaceae. Gene Ontology annotation, biological process: cell surface receptor signaling pathway.
AUGGAUCCCUUGUCAAUCACGACCGCCGUCCUCACGCUCGUCGACGUAGCACUCAAAAUCAAAGGUUCGGUUGAGAGGGUCGGCAAGAAUCGAAAGCAACUUCUCCAUCUCUCAGAAGAUAUACUGCAAACGCUGUACGACUUGCAGGACCUUUGCAGUGCGAGGGAACACGCACUCCGAGGUGCCCCCGAGCUCCAUCAGUCUCUUAAUCGGCUAAGUUCCCAACUUUCCAACGUUCACGCGCGCUGCGAGAAGACGUUCAGCGUGCCAUCUCAUAGCGCCCUUGCAAAAGUAAAGUUUGGCUUGAAGCAGUGGUUGAAGGCGGAUGACGUGGAGGAUGAUAUUGCUCGCCUGAAGGAGCAAGUUCAGUCGUGUUUGCUUCGAUUUACGGUUGUCAUUUCAGCCCGCACGGAGUUACUGUCAACGCAGACGGCACUCGCUUCGGCUCGUAUUGAGCACACGGUGCUCGUUCUGAAGGUGCAACAAAGGGCGAAUAUCAAUCAGUUCGAUAGGCUCUACGGACAAGGGUUUCUAGGGCCCGACCGAGCCAAAGUUCCUCAGCCAGCUUUAUUCCACAAUAUAGAUCGAGAGUAUCUUCAUAUGAAGAUGUGCACCAUCAUCGAAAGUUUUGAAGCUCACGAUUUCCUCCAAGUAGCGGAUACACGUAUUCCUGGCGAUGUAAAUUUAUCGUCCACUUACCCGGCCCCGCUGGGUGUCUUCAAGUCUUUGAAGACUUUCAAGGGAACGAUAGCGAAAGCUUGGGAAGUGACGCAGCUACUCGAAGGCCGCUUGGAGCUCUUAGGAGCCCUGGAAUGCGCCUUGUCGAUGCUGUGGCUUGGAUGCGAGCUUCACGCUCUGGGACUGAUGGAAGACGCUGUUCUCAACGACAGCUGCGUCGUCCAGCUUUUACGCACCCUCAGUUUGACCUCUGGUGGCCACCGCUUCCUCCCGUACCUCGGAUACGCGCUCACGGAUUUAAACUGGACUAUGGGAGACGACGUGGAGGGUGCUCUUAUUAUCUGCAAGGAGGCCGUCGAUGCUUUCCGUUCUCUCCAGGAUCCCGGGGUUCAUCACCCGCUCAAUUAUGUAUACGCUUUGCGUUCGCUAGGAGCAAGAUACCUCGAAGCCGGACAGCCGUUAGAAGCCCUAUCAACUCUCCAGGACGCCCUCCAGGUGGUCAGGAGCACUGAUCGGGCCUCCAUAGAUGAGUCCGACGAUGCGACUUCGUAUAGUAUACCAUGGGAGGCGUUAGGGCAAGCUAAAUCCAUCGACGACGUCAAAGCGCAAGCGAAUUUAGCUGCCCCGCCUGGGGACUUCAUUAUGAUCCAACACGAGAGCCUGAUACUGUUUGGGAUGGCGAAUGCGUUGCGAAGUCUGGGCAAGCGCUCUGAGGCCUUUUCUGUUGGCAGGGAUGCGAUCGACGUCAUGGAGCCGCUGCAAAGCACUACCGAAGGCAAACCUGCCUACGUCCACUCACUCUGCGAAUUGGCUUGCGAACUCCAAGGCAUCGUCGUCUUCGUCGACGCCAAAAGCAUCUUUCGCGAGCCCAUGCCUCCCAUUGUCGUAGGCAACGAUGUCACCCUCAGCACCGAUCGUACAAUGAAAUACGUUGGCCAGAAUGAAGAAUGA